Molecule: messenger RNA, 4717 nt
Organism: Anguilla anguilla (European eel)
Lineage: Eukaryota; Metazoa; Chordata; Actinopteri; Anguilliformes; Anguillidae
Gene: cc2d1b
Product: coiled-coil and C2 domain containing 1B
Exons: 26
Coding region: 193-2811 (872 amino acids)
Biological process (GO): regulation of transcription by RNA polymerase II
Cellular component (GO): nucleus
Molecular function (GO): DNA-binding transcription repressor activity, RNA polymerase II-specific; RNA polymerase II cis-regulatory region sequence-specific DNA binding
Source: RefSeq, a predicted model, not a curated record
UAGGUGAACACGUGGGUUGUAGCGUAUGUCAUUUGCAGAUCACAUGUCUUCGCAGAGGGUUGUGUUCAACUGCCUGCGAUAACAACAGAGGAUUUGCAUUACCUGACAAGGGGGUACUGCUAGUUUGCUCGAUAGUUUUUUUGGCACGGGGCUGCUUUUCGUCUGCUUCUUCAAGGCUGUUGCUCAUGCGACAUGCUGGGCAGAAAAAACAGGAGGGCGCCAGCGCCCAAAGGCCAGGGUGCCGCUGCAGCGAAACAGAUGGGGCUGUUCGUGGACUUCAAUCCCGAAGAAAUGAUGAUGGAUAUGGACGGGAAUCUCAAUGACCCCGACUUGGAGGCAGAGUUUGCUGCUAUUGUUGGUAGUAAAACAGCUGCCGGUGGAAGAUCAAAACCGAAAGGAAAGACCCCCUUACCGAUGGAAGAUAUAGAGAAAAUGGCAGAAGAAUGCAUGAAAGACACAUAUAAUGAGGAUGAUGAUGAAGAUCUGGAAAAUGACGAAGACUUAUUGGCUGAGCUACAGGAAGUAGUGGGUGAGGAAGAAACUGAAGAUGAGGGCAUAGAAUCACCUACAUGCCCUGUCUCCGUGGAAACAUCUCCAGCAGAAACGCCUGAAUUGCCACAGCAGGAAGUGAAAGUCACCGCCACUCCUGGCAGUCUGCAGCACACCUUGGAGGAGAGAAUAAACAUGUACAAGACUGCGACAGCAAACGCCAAGGCGUCGGGGGAGUCUUCCAAAGCUCGGCGAUAUGAGAGAGGCCUCAAGACCCUCGAGACCAUGCUUGCAUCUGUGAAGAAGGGGACGAAGAUUGAGGAAGGGGAUAUACCUCCGCCAGUGAUCUGUGGGGCCCCUGGUGCCCCCCCAGUCACGGCUGCGCCUGAGCCAGCGCCUCCCGAGCAGGAGACGCAGGCUGUUUCCCCAGAGACCGGACCUAGCAGCGAGGCCUCCUCCACCUUAGCCACACCUGAACUGAGCUGUGUUACCUCACCAACUGAGGAGAACAGCUCAGCGGAGACUGCAGAAUCCCACUCAGAAGCCACAGCCGGCCAGCAGCAGGCUACCAAGGCGAUGCUUCUGGGGCGGCAGAGGGAGUACAAGCUGGCCGCUCUGAAAGCCAAGCAGCAAGGAGACCUGGAGGGAGCCAAGCUGUUCAUGAAGACCAGUAAGAAAUUUGAAGCGGUGCUGGAGGCGCUGGAGAACGGGCAGCCCGUGGACCUGAGCAACAUGCCUCCGCCUCCCGGAGCAGUGGAGGUCCAGGAGACCACGCCCUCCCCCAGCCCAGCGAAGAAGCCCACACCCAGCCAGGCUGCAGACCCCACCCCUCCCGCCUCUGUCGCCCCAGCUGCUCCCCCUCAGCCCAAGGAUGCCCUGGAGGCCCUGGAGCAGAGGAUGGCCAAGUACCAGGAGGCGAGCGCUCAGGCCAAAGCCGCCGGAGAUGACCGCAAAGCCCGCAUGCAUGACCGCAUAGCGAAGCAAUACCAGAGUGCCAUCCGGGCACACAAAGCGGGUAGGCCUGUCCAGUACCAGGAGCUGCCUGUCCCGCCAGGGUUUCCUCCAAUCCCCGGUCAAACGGAGGUGGGAGCGGAGCUGCACUUUGCUGCAGUGCUGGAUGCAGCAACCAAGCUGGUGUCAGACGAGGGCCAGGAGGCGGAGGAGGGCGAGGACGAGGAGGAGGCCGAAGAGGUGGGAAAAAACAAGCCUCCUGUCUCCCAGAAGCCCAAGAAACCCACGCUGGCCGUGCCCCCCACAGUGCAGGGCCGCGGGCCGUCCCCCUCCCCCUCUCCCUCUCUGGAGAGGCCUGCCAAAAAGGAGGGCCUGUCCCCAACAGCCCAGCAGCAGGUGGACUUCCUGGAGGGCCGGAAGAAGCAGUACAUGAAGGCCGCCCUGCAGUCCAAGCAGAAGAAGGACAUGGACCAGGCCAGGAGCUUCCUGCGCGCCGCCAAGGGCUUCGACCCCAUAAUCGAGGCCGCCAAGAGCGGGAAAGCCGUCGACAUCUCCAAGGUCCCGUCUCCUCCCGGGGAUGAGGACGACGACUUCAUCAUGGUGCACCACAGCGACGUUCAGCUCUCGGAGAAGGCCGAGGAGGUUUACACCCAGCUGGCCAAGCUGCUGAAGGAGCAGUACGAGAAAUGCUUGAAGUACUCCAAGCAGUUCACGCACCUGGGGAACAUCUCAGAGACCACCAAGUUUGAGAAGAUGGCAGAGAGCUGUAAGAAAAAUAUGGAGAUCCUGAAGCUGUCCCAGGCACGGGGACUGGACCCCCCCAAACACCACUUUGAAGACAGGACCUACAAGACCGUCAGGAUCUUCCCAGAUCUCAGCAGUACAGAGAUGGUGGUGGUGAUUGUUAAAGGGAUGAAUCUCCCUGCCCCGCACGGCAUAGCGACUAACGACCUGGACGCUUACGUCAAAUUUGAAUUCCCGUACCCCAGCACGGAACAACCACAGAAGCACAAGACCGCUGUCAUCAAAAACACAAAUUGUCCAGAGUACAACCAGAGCUUCACGCUGAACAUAAACCGGACCCACCGCGGCUUUCGCAGGAUCAUCCAGUCAAAGGGGCUCAAACUGGAGGUGCUGCACAAAGGGGGCUUCCUCCGGAGUGACAAGCCUGUGGGGACGGCCCACCUAAAGCUGGAGAAACUGGAGACGGAGAGUGAAGUACGAGAGAUUGUGGAGGUGAUUGACGGACGGAAGCCCACGGGGGGGCGAGUAGAGGUGAGGGUGCGCCUACGGGAGCCCCUGAGCGGACAGGAUCUCCAAACCGUCACAGAGCGCUGGAUGGUCCUGGAGCAGCCCCAGGUUGUUCUAUAAGCUACUCCUCCAAGAAGAAAACUUCUCAUAAGCUGGAGAGGCCCUAGACGAGGGGGACAAGAGGACACGUUGCGAAGGCUUAUGUUGAGUGUGGCUGUUGGUGGCAGAAACCGCCCUCGUCCUGGCAGCGGUUGUGGAGCCCGCUGCUCCACGCGACCUCUCGCGAUCUCCCGCACACAGACGGACACGCCAGCUCCUGUUGACAGCGACGGGGCCCCGACAGGACUGGCGUGUCUACUUGGGAAGGAGUUAAUUUUGCGUCUCAAGGUUUGGAAUUAGGUGUAAAAGGAAGCACGUGUAACUUAGCGGAAGGACUUUUACAUUCUAGCCAUUUCAAGUUAGCCAUAGGGUCCUGCCUGGGACAUGUUGUGAUCUCAAAGUGGAUGUGAUUUGAUAUGCACUUAUGCACUAAUACCAAAGUAAUCACUGUUGCUGUAGUGUGCUAAAGUAAAAUUUUUUUUUUUUUUAAACCAUAUUAAUAAAUGACUUUAGCUGCCAAACUGGCAAUACACAUAAAGCACCCCAGUGCAUAGGCUGUUGUGUUGGUGCUGCUAAUCUAUGCAAGUUCUAAUAUUUCAGCACUAUUUCUUAGAUUUUGCUGGUGAAAGUUUAUCAACACCUUUUCUGUGCGAGUCCACAUAGGUGAUCUGUCUUAUUGAUGUUGCCGAAGUCUCUCUCAGCUGGAUCAGUCUGCAGGCAGUACGCUCACAAUGCACUCCUGUUGGUUUUCACCUUUCAUUCAGUAUCGCCGAAACACAACCACUGAAAAUGCUGCACUACUGGGAUUUUUCCAUUCAGGGAAACAGAGCUGGAUGAGACUUGUGUGCCAGUACGUAAUCUAAAGCUAUCUAAAUUUUAUGCAGCUUAUCUAAAUCAGGGAAAGCAAUUUAGAUCUGAAGAACUAGUAGGAAGGAAGGACUGGUACCAUUUAGUACCAAUUCAAUCUUCUAUAACCAGUAUCAGCCUUGGAGUAAUCCUGAAGAGUACACAACUGGAGAACUGGUCUGUAUGCUGAUUACUCUGAUUAAAAUGGCCAAACGGAUGUAUACAUACAAAAUGUUGCCAAGUACUUGAAUUCAUAUCAAGUAAAUGAUUGGACCAUCAAUAAUUAAUAUUUAAGAGCAGAAUGAAAUUCAGGAACAGAUCAACCUUUCUACUGCACCCCACUCCAAAGGUACUUUAACAGUUUACAGAAUUAUUUUUCAUUCAGGACUUUCCAAGUGAGAUUUAUAUUCUUUCAAAUAUGAGUUUGCACUGAAAAUAUAAUAUUUACUUUUAUGCUCUACAGACCCCAACAUUACAGGCAAUACAGGUCAUUAAUAAAAAAAUAAAUAAAAUAAGUUUUAUUUCUGUAUAUUUCACACCAUUAUAGCCAAGGCUGCAGCAGUAUUCUAAUGUUUCAUUGCAUGUUCUUGUCUGACUGUUUUAAUGUUGCUGUAUGUUCAGUUUAUUUCGGGUUUACAUUGUUCCCACGAUGUUAAAGCCAUCAGUGCUUUCACAGAGCAGGUUGUGAAUUGAGAGAGAGGGGGUCGGGCACAUUGAGGUUAGGCGAAGCAGUGCACCCUCUGUGCUCCCCCCUCCCCCCCUCCCCCCUCCCUGUAUAAAGGCGCUCCGGAGAGGCUGGGCUGUGUAAAUGUGCUGACACUGCAGACUGCUGUAGCUGUGUGCUGCGCAGAAAGAGAUGAGCAGCCAGGACAUUUAACCAUCGGUGACAUCAGCGGACAGACUGCGCAGACUGCAGACAUGACGCAGGCCGCGCCCCAGCGCACAGCCGGGUCGCUGUGCGUUCUCUAGCGCCAUCUGCUGCUCCAGAAUAAUGCUACUGCACUGUUAAUGGCUUUGACACUUUUCUCUGUAAAUCAAUUGUAAACUGGCUUGCAUUUAAAUAAAAGUUAAUUUGAAUAUG